GAACAGAGAGCAAGUGCCUGUGCAAGCCCUCUGGGGAAGGAGAGAAAGUGACGGGAGAAGGAAGGAACACUAAACAAUCCAUCAAGGGAGAUAAGUGGAGCUAAUUUACGGCUUGAGAGACAGAAGAGGGAAGAAAUCAAGCAUUUUAUUUUUGCUUCUCAGUUUCAUGCCUGCUUUCCCUCAUUACCCUCUCCCUUAUUUGUCCUAACAUCUUUAUUUGCAAGCUUACCGUGUGGCCUGUUGAAGUAUGCCCACAAACGGAACUAACAGGGCCCUGAAGCUGCAGUUUGGCCUCAUCAACCAUGAGAAUCGCUACCUGACGGCCGAGGCCUUUGGCUUCAAGGUGAACGCCUCAGGUAUCAGCAUGAAGAAGAAACAGAUCUGGACCUUAGAGCAGGACGAGCAAGAUAGCCAAGUAGUGUUCCUCCGCAGCCACCUGGGACGCUAUCUGGCCUCUGACAAAGAUGGCAAGAUCACAUGUGGGGCAGAGAAGCCUGACCCUGACUGCCGUUUCCUUAUUGUGCCUCAGUCUGAUGGUCGCUGGGCACUGCAAUCAGAGCCCUACCAGCGUUACUUUGGGGGCUCGGCUGACUACCUGUCCUGCUUUGCCCAAGCCAUCGGGGAGCAAGAGCUGUGGGCCGUCCAUUUGGCUUUACAUCCACAGGCCAGCCUGCUCAGUGUGGCACGUAAGCGCUAUGCCCAUCUGUCUGCUUCAGAUGGAGAGAUCUCGGUGGACAGCAACAUUCCCUGGGGAGUGGACUCCUUGGUUACCUUGGUAUAUCUCGACGGCAAGUACAGCCUGAAGACCUGUGACAGCCGUUUCCUCAGCAAUGAUGGCAAACUGGUGAAGGAGAACAACAACACUACAAGCUUUACGCUGGAGCUGAAAUCUGGCAAGCUGGCCUUCAAGGACUGUGAUGGAAAAUAUCUGACCCCAGUGGGUCCCACAGGGACUCUGAGAUCUGGCCGAUGCUCCAAGCCCGGAAAAGAUGAGCUGUUUGAUCUCGAGGAGAGUCAUCCACAAGUAGUUUUUCAAGCAGCCAAUAAAAGAUUUGUCUCAGUCAAGCAAGGAGUGAGUAUUUCAGCCAAUCAGGAUGUGGAGACAGACAUGGAGACCUUCCAGAUGGAGAUUGAUAAAGAGAGCAAAAAGUCUAUGUUCAGGACCAACGGUGGAUCCUAUUGGACUCUAGUGACUCAUGGAGAGAUCCAGUCCACUGCCACAGAAGUAGAGGUCAACACAAUGUUUGACAUUGAGUGGCGAGGACAUAGGGUGGCACUCAAAGCAAGUAAUGGAAAGUAUGUGUGUACAAAGAAAAAUGGGCAGCUCUCGGCAGUCAGCGAUACAGUGGGUGAUGAUGAAUUAUUCCUGAUGAAACUCAUCAAUCGCCCCAUGCUGAUCCUUUGUGGGGAGAAUGGCUUUGUGUGCCACCACAAGAACUCCAACACUCUGAACGCAAAUCGAUCCGUCUAUGACAUUUUCUCAUUGAUCUUUAAUGAUGGCGCCUACAAUGUAAAAAGUGUGAAUGGAAAGUUCUGGUACGUCUCUAGCAGUGGUCUAGUGUGCUCAGAUGGAGAAAAGCCAGAGGACUUUUUCCUUGAGUUCCUGGAACACGGACGUGUCGCCAUCAAGGCCUCUGAUGGGAAGUACCUUCGUGGAGACCAGGGAGGUACGCUCAUGGCUGAUGGCACAACUGUUGAUGCAUCUUGUCUUUGGGAGUUUUGACACCUUUCAAUCAGGACGCUCAAAGAAGAAGCAAGAAGGCAGGGUGCAGGACCAGCUUCUAUCAGCUCAGAUGAAGCGGACUGACCGGGUAACAUUUCCUGCCUGUUUUUAUACUAGCUGCCAGGUGCCCCAUCCCAUUUUUUCCUUUUAUUUUUUUUUUAAUUGGGAAAGAGUGAACAGUUUAGGAAUAUGUGUGGUUUUCUUGUAAAUAUUAAAUGUUUUGUCUUUCAAAUGACAAUGCCAACAUCAAAAAACACAUACCGUGUGAAAAUGUGUAAUUACCCAAAUAUGGAAUAAGGCAGUGACUGUCCUAGUUCUUUCAGACACACUUUGUUCAACAUGUGACAACCAAAUAUCUUUUGAGGGCAGCCACACUGAUCAGACACUGAACAAAGAGAAAUUCAACUAAGAGUGUUGCUACAUAUAGUAAUUCGGUUUGAUGCUGCAUUUUUAGUUCAGUCUAUUCAGAAAGCAUGGACAUAAAUGGCAACAAAAGGAACAUUAAGGGGCCAUACACAUUCUGCGGUGUACAAGACGGUGGUGAGACCAGAGAUGUUGUUUGGUUUAGAGACAGAGCUGGAGGUAGCAGAGAUGAAGAUGUUGGGGUUCUCUGUGGGAGUGACGAGGAUGGAUAGGAUCAGGAAUGAGUACAUCAGAGGGACAGCUCAUGUUAGAUGUUUUGGAGAUAAAGCCAGAGAGGCCAGACUGAGAUGGUUCGGACAUGUUCAGAGGAGGGACAGUGAAUAUAUCGGUAGAAGGAUGCUGAGGUUGGAACUGCCAGGCAAGAGGCUGAGAGGAAGACCAAAGAGGACAUGAAGUCAGUUGGUGUGAGAGAAGAGGAUGCAGAGGAUAGGGUUAGAUGGAGGCAGAUGAUUCGCUGUGGCGACCCCUAAAGGGAACAGCCGAAAGAAGAAGACACAUUCUGCAUUUUUUUGCGCCGUCGAAUUCAAUGUGUACUCAAAAUCUACUUUCGGAAUGCAGCAACAUGCACUGCAUGUCAUGUGACAAGGAGCAAUCAAUCACAUCUGGCAGAUACCUUUCCUUUCUUCCUUAACUAUCAGUCUAUGGUGAAUAUUAAAGUUUAACAGGUGUGAUUAAACCCAAAUGCAGCACUCAGUGACAGUUGGUAAUGACCUUUAAUUAAACACAGAAUAAACAGAAACUUGAGCUGAUGAAGGUAUUCAGGUAAUAGUUCAUUAUUCGGGCUCAGAACCCACACACAUUCUCUGGGUUCAGGGGCCAACAGGUAGGUACAUAGAGGUCACACACACACAAGGUGUGUCCCAGAUAGUCUCUGAGCUGCAGCAGGCAACUGACAAACACUCACACUGAAACGUCGUGGCAGGAAAACAACACACAGUCACAGGCAGAUGGAAACCAGAUACACUGAGGCAAAACUCGUGGUCAGGGACAAAAGGCUGGUGAGUUUAACAGUAAACAGACGACAUAGACAGGUCAGAGGCAAGCAGGUAAGAAGUGCUGGAAAGUCUUGCAUGUGGUAGAAGAACAAUCUGGCACUGAGGGAAAGGCAGCAGCUGCUUAUAUGCAGGAAGUGCUGGUGAGAAGCAGCUGCGUGCACAGGUGAGUGGAGUUGCCUUGAUGAGGGAGGCGUGGCUGGCUAGCAGGGUGCAGGUGAAUAGAAAUUUACCAAGAGCAGGUGAGGGAGAGAUGGGGAGCAGAAUGCAAGCUGUGACAGAAAGACAAGCUGAUCAUUUUAGUACAGGGCCAACAAUAUUUUGAUACAUAAAAAACAAGGCAUAGCAACAUCAGGUGCCACCUGCUUUCACGCUCUUGAAAGUUGGUGAAGACCUUGCGUUUUCCAGGUAGUAAAAGACAUGGCAUGUGUAUGAGCCCUUAGUCCUUCUGCUGCUACUGAGGCUUCAUAGACUAAAAAUGUCAAAAAGCUGAAAAAAUCUUUGACAGUUUUUAAAAAAUCAAAACUAAUACAAAUCUGGCAGAGACACAUCAGUCCUUAUCAACAUUCUGAACUGAAAACCUUUGAAAAACAGACAAUGAAGGAUCAGUGUGGCUGCAGUCUUAGGGUUACUUAAAAAAAAACAGGGAUACAUACACAAAAUUAACCUCAUUUGGUUUAGGUGACUAGCCCUCCGUCGACUGUUUAUCAGGAUCAAACUUCUGUUACAAUCCCACUGUGUUUGUUUACAGCUUUUAAAUGAUUUCAAUACUUUGACAUAUUCUAUUAGAAGAGUGUGGCCAUCCAGGUUACUCUCAGCAAACGUAAUGCACCACUGUCUUCACAGAUAGCGAGAAGCUGGUCCUGAUGGUGUUUUCAUUUAUCCUAAUGGACCUUUUACAGUUUCCAUAAAAGCACAAUAUGAAGUAAAUGAAGUGGACUGAAGUAAAUAGACCGUACUGUCUCAGGCGCCUCUGCAAUAUUGAGCAAUGUAGCCUAAAUCCAAAGAGGACUUAACUCAGCAUCACUGCAAACACUGAAAUAUGUUUUUGUGUAACACGUGUAGAAAUACAGAGAUCAGACAUGUUCAGGAACAAAGGAUAUCAGUAGAAAUGCCAUAUAUCCACAUCAGGGACAAGCAAGAAACCAAAGGGGAGCACAUUUAAAGCAUUUGAUGGACUAUACAUCAUUUUUAAUGUACCAGGCAUGAACUCAGAAAGUGCUUCUCUGUUGUUCUGUCUAGGGGCCUUAAACCAUACUAGACUCUUUAUCCCUUUAUACCCCGUUCUCAUGUUCAGAGUUGGGUGGUAAGAUUAGAAAAUGUAAUGGAUUUAAAUAACAGAUAUAUUUGAAGAAAUUGCAAUGAUUUCUUACUGGAAUACAUUUGGCAAUUACAGUACAUCCUAUAAAACAUUACACGGAAGCUAAAGUGUUUCAAUACAAAUGCUUGUUUGUUUUC
Messenger RNA from Epinephelus moara (kelp grouper), 4596 nucleotides. It is a transcript of the gene fscn2a, whose product is annotated as fascin actin-bundling protein 2a, retinal. NCBI's taxonomy places the organism in Eukaryota, Metazoa, Chordata, Actinopteri, Perciformes, Serranidae. Gene Ontology annotation, molecular function: protein-macromolecule adaptor activity; actin filament binding. The transcript is spliced from 5 exons. The coding region runs from base 248 to 1723 and encodes 491 amino acids. Gene Ontology annotation, cellular component: actin cytoskeleton; cytoplasm. Gene Ontology annotation, biological process: establishment or maintenance of cell polarity; cell migration; actin filament bundle assembly. The record is from RefSeq and is a predicted model, not a curated record.